GUCACUGUAUAGCAGACGCACUUCAGCUUAGUACGGUUGAUAAAGUUGUCGUAAACCAUGAAAGGAACGACUAAACGCAAGGUGGUGACAUCAGGGAGGCUGACAGGAGGCGUAAAAGUGCAGCCUACCCAGAGAAGAGUGACUCCAAACCCCGGGCCGGCUGCCUGCCCUGAGCCAGCCCACUCUCUGUACUCCACAGACUCUGAAGACCAGGUCACCACUCUGCAUAAGGGACUAGACCGCUGUGCUGCCUUACUCAGUGGUAUCCUGCAGGCUGAGAAAGCAGAGCCCUCACCAGGCUCUCUCAGAGCAGUGAAGGGUGGAGCAGCCAAAUCAAGAUCAUCCACCUCACUGAGAAAGAAGACCAUCAAGAAAACACCUUCAAAGACAGAUCAAAAGAGCUCGCAGUCGGUUCAUCGUGGACCAGGUAGCACAACACCAAGAACUCCACAUCUGUUCUGUAGUCCAGCUGCACACUCAGGAGUGACACUCCAUCCACCUCAGAAACAAACUCACACACUUCUGCAGUCUCACAUAUCUCCAUCACAGAGUCAAACAUGUAAGCUCCCCUACCCCACUCCCUCAGAGCCCCAGCCCUCCAUUCGUCCCCUUCUGCACAAGUCCUCCAUCCUCCUCUCUGUAUCACAGUCCAACUCUCAGUCCAACCAGCCUGACUGCCUGUCUGGUUUGCACACACUUUGUAAAGAGAGAAGCUGCUGCAGCCCAGAUUCUGAUCGUGUGUCUGGUCCUCAUGAGGCCUCCUGUGAUAGAGAACAGGAGGAUUUUGUGCCUGUGAGAGACGUCAAUAUCCAAAGUUCUACUACAGAUCCACAUACUGGUGUCAGUAAUGCACACUCUCACAUACAUACCUGCACCAUGAGGAUGUCUAAGCUGCAGCUGGAACAUGGACAGGUUGAGGAGUUCCCUCAGGAUAUACACAGUGGGGAGGACAGCAGUGCAGAGAAAGAAGUGAAGCUGAGGACGAUUCAGUAUCUGCUGGCAGAACUCAAGGCUCUGAUCGCCGGACAAGGCAGUGUAGCAGAAAGGCUGUUCAGCCAUCUGGAGCAGACUGUGUCAUCAUCACUGUUGAAUGUCAGUAGUUCAAACACUCCAGAGUGUGCAGCAGACCUCCAGUCACUACUCACCCAGAACACCCAGCUGGUAAUCCAGCUCAGGCAUGUGAAGAUUCUGAACCAGCAGUUAAAGGAGCGAGAGAAGGCAGAGAAGCAACGGAACAUGGAGACACUCUGUGACUCACAAGUGUUGACUCUGCAGGAGGAGCUCACCUCUGCUCAGUCCCGUCUGCAGGAACUCCAAGAUGACCUUGCAGAACUACGGAAAGCCCUGCAGGACACACAGAGCCAGCUUAGAGACAAAGAGGCAGAGCAUGCACCCAUGAAGACAGACUUGGAGGCCACCACAUACAAGUUGGUGCAGAGUGAGAGAGAGAAAAGUGAGUUGAUCUCACUCGCCCAGCAAAGACUGGAAGAGAUAGAAAACCUCAACAGGAUUCUUCAGUGUCACGACUUAUCCGAUCGUCACACACUUGUUAACAGCUCAGUGUCGGAUGCUCCAACAACAAAGCAACAUCGCAACAAACGCCAGCAGAGACAGGAUCAAGCAGAGCUCCCCACAGCCCGCAUCACUCAGUACCUGAUGUCUUUGGAUCAGCUGGAGCCCACACACAUAGACGACAAUGUGUGUGUGGCUGCAGAGAGGGAAGAAGAGGAAAAGAAACUGAGAGAAACAUCAUCACAUUCAUACAUGAGGUCACACUGCUUCAGCUCAGAUGAAGUCCAGUUAUGUGGCCAGCAGCUGGGGAAGGAACGCAGGCGGUUGUUUGACUCGACACUCUCCCAGUGUGAUGUGGAGACUGUCACAUCUGAGUGGAGCUUGAGGUCAGGGUCGACCUUUGACACCAGAGAUGAAGCAGCGUUCAGAGAUGGUCUGGCAGCUCUGGAUGCUAGCAUAGCCAGUCUGCAGAAUACUAUUAAACUGGAUUUGGGGAGAUGAUAUUCACUCACUUGACAGCUUCAUUUUAAAUGAGCUACUCUUGCUGUCGUGUUUUAAUGUGAUAUAGUGUGAUGUAAUGUGAUAUUUAAGAUUGGAAAUAAAGGAUUGUUUUGAUUUAGUCCGUUUAAUUUUAAUGGUUUUGAUGAAGACACAGUCUGCUUUGUUUCAGCUGCUCCUGUGCAGUGGUGGGAAUAACACCGUUAUAUUACUAUAUUACUUUUUUCAGUAACGAGUAAUCAAAUUAAUUACUGUUUCCCCUGUUACAAUGCCGUUACUGUUACUGCCAAAAAGCGACCUCACUGAAGCGGUUUUCGCCCGAACAGGCACUUGUCUCUCUCUCUCUCUCUGUCUCCCUGCCAAA
Messenger RNA from Scomber scombrus (Atlantic mackerel), 2374 nucleotides. RefSeq names its product coiled-coil domain containing 14 (gene ccdc14). Gene Ontology annotation, cellular component: centriolar satellite. NCBI's taxonomy places the organism in Eukaryota, Metazoa, Chordata, Actinopteri, Scombriformes, Scombridae. The transcript has 11 exons. Gene Ontology annotation, biological process: protein localization to centrosome. Bases 58 to 2013 code for a protein of 651 amino acids. The record is from RefSeq and is a predicted model, not a curated record.